AUGUCAGAAGGGCCAGAAAAACCGGAAAAAACGGUCAAACCUGAGGCUGGUGCCCCAGAGGCCCCAAAGAAAAAGUCAUGGUCCAACCCAGCCUUGAGGGCAAUGGGUAUCCCCAGAAUCCUGCUUCCAUCGAGAAAUUGGAUGAUCUUCUGGACCGUCUUGGCUGGUGUCACAGGAGGUAUUGCUUACGAUAAGUACCAGCAGAAGCAGGUUCGUAAGAAGUAUACUGCUGAAGUUGAGAAGUUGGGCGAGGAGCUCUACGACACUACUAGAGUCCCAAGAAGACUCACCAUUUUCAUCGCACCUCCACCCAACGAUUUCCUUCAGGAGUCAUUGAAGCAUUUCAGAAAGUACAUUAAGCCUAUUUUGAAUGCCGCCGCUAUUGACUUUACCAUCUUUACCGAGGAGAGACAGGGCGACAUUCGUCAUGAGGUUGCAGACAAGAUUAGACAGUUGAGAAGAGAGAGGCUAGCCGAGAAGCUAAAGGAGGAGGAGAAGAUCAAGCAAGAAGCAUAUGACAAGUCAUGGACCAAAUUCUUUAAGGAGGGUGUCCCAAAUGCAUUCAAGAGCUUGCGUAAGAAGCCAGAGGAGCCAGAGGUUUUCGUCAGCCGUCAUGAGUUGUACUCCCCAGCUGAUCUUCUAGGCUUGUACAAGGUGGUCAAGCCUAUGGAGCCAGAAAGGGACGAUUCGAAAGAUUUCCUUUUAUCUGGUGGUGUUCUUUGCAUUGGAAGAGGUACUUACAAAGAGUACAUGACAGGCGUGCACGAGGGUCUUCUUGGACCUUUGGAAGCUCCAGCACCUCCACCAGAGGUCAAGAAGAUUGAGGAAACUCUCAACACUGAAGCUCCAAGCUCCGAGGCAAGUGGUACAGAGACCUCUGCCGAGACUGAAAAGAAGGAAGAGACUCCCGACGAGAUUGAGGACUUUGGGCUGCACACUCGCAGAAACGAGCUCCCGCCUGUGCCCAAGCCAUUCAUUCUGCCCGCAGAUUAUGCCAACGCUCCGUUGGCGCCAGAGUUGAACAUGAACGAGGUUGUUCUCAACGACAAAAACGUCCCCGUCUUGUUUGAGCAGCCUGUGGGCGUCUUUACCGUGCCAAAGCUUUCCGGUAUCAUGAACACGCCCACGAAGAUCUAUAGAUACUACACCAAGAGAUACCUUGCCGCGGAGGUUGCUGAACACGCACAGAAGGUUGUCUACAGUGAGAGCCGACCAUUCCAGAACUUGGACAGCUUCUUGGGAGCUGAGGAGGAGAUGGACUGGCCAAGAAAGUGGAUCGAGAGGGGCAAGAAGAAGAACAGCGAGUGGGUGCAGCCACUUGAGGUUGAUCCUAGAGUAAUUCUGAGGAUGAGAGUGUUUAAUUUUGGAGAGACGAGCAACAAGGGCAUCAAUGUUGCUACGGACGUUGAGAGUGUUGAGGAGAAGAAGAUUGAAGAGGUGAAAAUCGAGCAGCCCAAGGCGGAGGAGAAAUGA
Candidozyma duobushaemuli is the source of this 1473-nucleotide messenger RNA. RefSeq names its product Tim54p (gene TIM54). The transcript has a single exon. Gene Ontology annotation, biological process: sphingosine biosynthetic process. The record is from RefSeq and is a predicted model, not a curated record. NCBI's taxonomy places the organism in Eukaryota, Fungi, Ascomycota, Pichiomycetes, Serinales, Metschnikowiaceae. Gene Ontology annotation, cellular component: membrane; cytoplasm; intracellular membrane-bounded organelle. The coding region runs from base 1 to 1473 and encodes 490 amino acids.